AUGAAUUACAUGAAUAAAUCAUGUAUGUUAUUGUCGAAAAUCAUUUCAAAUAAUGUUAUUCAAAAUUUAAUCCAGCUUUUAUUUAUCAUUAUUCUGAUGUUAACUGUCGCUAUAAAUAUGAUGUUUAUUAUUGAGACAAACAAACAAUUGAAAAAUGAAAUAUUAAAUGAAAAAACUGUUACUAUUGCUAGUCGUCAGCAAUGGGAUAGUAGUGGUGGUAUCGGUCAUACCAUUAGUCUGGAAGUAGUGUCGAGUCAGUCAAGAGCCAGUAUAACCAGUGAUGGCAUCAGUUUGUUAGAAGACUCGGACAACAGUUCAGGCGGUACUAAUGGUCGUGGCAUUCAUGUCCUAGUAUUGCACGAAUCGACCGGUUCAGUGAUGGCCGAGCGCUUGUUUGACACCUACUCGCCCCAUGAAGACGAAGCAAUGUCACUGUUCCUGUCGAUGGUAACCAAUGGCCGAAUAGUAGUCAUGUGUAUCAAAGACGAGGGUACGUUUCAGAUGAAACAGUCGACCAGAGAUCUACUGAAACGGUUGGGUUCGCUGAGAUCGCAGCAGAUCGCCUGGCGUGAUAUGUGGGCUAUUGUUGUGGUAAAGGGUGAAAAAAUGUUGGCCGAAGGAUAUAGUCGGUCGCCAGAGUUCAACAGUUGGGGCGCACCAGUUGUCCUCAGAGUGGACAUUAUGUUGACUUCGGUCAGUCGCUCGCAAUGUCGUUGGACGGACAACGAAGAUAGCGACCGACGCCGAGCUUUCUGUGCUCGGGUCGAAGGUUACGGCAGUGUCUGUAGCUGUUCAGAGCCGGCACCCAUAAGUUUUGCCAACACUGUCGACCCAUUGUCACCGAUAUCAUCGGUUCCCGUGGCUGUAGUGGCCGCUAAUCGACCGCAAUAUUUAUAUCGAAUGCUACGCUCAUUAUUAUCGGCCAAAGGCUGCAAUCCGUCGAUGAUUACUGUAUUCAUUGACGGCUACUUUGAAGAACCGCUCGAAGUGACCAAAUUGUUUGGUCUGCGAGUCAUACAACACACGCCAAUAGGUGUGGCCAACGGUCGUAUUAGUCAACACUAUAAGGCCAGUCUGACGGCCACUUUUAGUCUGUUUCCUAGUGCUCAGUACGCCAUCAUUGUUGAAGAAGAUCUCGAUAUAUCUACGGAUUUUUUCCAAUAUUUUCAGCAAACCAUUAAACUUGUUGAUGAAGAUCCGUCCAUCUAUUGUAUCAGCGCCUGGAAUGAUCAGGGAUACGAACAUACCAGUGCUGAUCCCGGUGUUCUCUAUAGAGUCGAAACAAUGCCCGGCUUAGGUUGGCUGCUCACCAGACGUCUCUACAAAGAGGAACUGGAACCCAAAUGGCCGACACCAGAAAAACUAUGGGAUUGGGAUAUGUGGAUGAGAUUACCCGAUGUCAGACGUCAACGGGAGUGUAUCAUACCGGACGUUUCGCGGACCUAUCAUUUUGGAUCGUCCGGUGUCAAUAUGAACUCAUACUUUCAGGACGUCUACUUUAAAAAACACGCCUUCAAUACUAUGAGUGAUGUUGUGCUUAAAGAUGUCGACAGAUUGAAAAAAGACAAUUACGAACAAAUGAUUUACGAUAUGAUCCGUAAGGCAGUAGUGGUCGACCACAGCAAGAGUCCGUGCGAGUCGUCAUUCAUACCGUCGUCGACCACUAAAGGAGGACAGGUUUACGUAGUGUUUAUCAAAAUGUUAUCCUCGAAAGACUACAGUUCAUGGCUAUCGUUGGCCAAGUGUUUGCAGAUCUGGGAUCUCGAUCCGCGUGGCUAUCAUAAGUCAAUGUGGAGAUUACACUAUAACGACAAUCAUAUCUUAGUAAUCGGUGUACCCAACAGUCCUUACUCUAAGUUUAAACCGUCAAGACUGACACCCAUUUACUUUAAUAAUUAG
Oppia nitens is the source of this 1899-nucleotide messenger RNA. Its product is annotated as protein O-linked-mannose beta-1,2-N-acetylglucosaminyltransferase 1-like. Lineage: Eukaryota; Metazoa; Arthropoda; Arachnida; Sarcoptiformes; Oppiidae. Gene Ontology annotation, biological process: protein O-linked glycosylation via N-acetylgalactosamine. Bases 1 to 1899 code for a protein of 632 amino acids. Gene Ontology annotation, cellular component: Golgi membrane. Gene Ontology annotation, molecular function: beta-1,3-galactosyl-O-glycosyl-glycoprotein beta-1,3-N-acetylglucosaminyltransferase activity. The transcript has 5 exons. The record is from RefSeq and is a predicted model, not a curated record.